This is a messenger RNA of Neocloeon triangulifer, 1309 nucleotides long. RefSeq names its product probable endochitinase. NCBI's taxonomy places the organism in Eukaryota, Metazoa, Arthropoda, Insecta, Ephemeroptera, Baetidae. Bases 688 to 1173 code for a protein of 161 amino acids. The record is from RefSeq and is a predicted model, not a curated record. The transcript is spliced from 3 exons. Gene Ontology annotation, cellular component: extracellular region. Gene Ontology annotation, molecular function: chitin binding.
AAGUGUGCAACUGAAAAUUUUUGUGUAGUUUUCCGUAUUUCGUAAUCAAGUGCAAAGGAAUGCUGCUUGAUGACGCGAGAUUUCAUUAUAAACGAAACGCGCAGAAAUUUUCGUGCGCACUGCGUGAUCUCCUCUUGUCAUCUCUGCCUGUCAAUCAACCUGUCAAAUUCACACCUCUUAUCGAAACAACACAUCUCACAACAAGUGUGCGAUUUUGGGUGAUUUUGCAUAUGUUCACAGCUAAAAACAAGUGGGGACAAUCAUAGAUGAAUUGGUCAAAGCACAAAAUCUAGCCACUUAAAACUAUGUAUAAAUAGAGCAAAAUUCAUAGCCAUAGACAUAAUAGACUCGACUUCGUCCAGUUACCAAUCGGUGGGUGUUGAGAUUUAACAAGACGCCAGUACCCUUUGUACGAGCAUCAACAAUGAAGGGUAAGUUAGCAAUUAUUUUAAUAAUAAGCAUGUUUUGCGCCUAGAAAAAAAGUUUUCUAAAAGUUUGUUGUCACUGCAGUUAACUCAGAGAUAAUGUAUGAAAAUCUGUGAACUUGCGUUCCAAAUUCUCCCUACUCCAAUAAUUAGUUACAAUUCAAGGCGAGUGUGAUUAAAUUUCAUAUUAUCUGAGGUACUAAUAUCGAUGGAGUAGUUGUCAAAUAAUCAUAUUAAUGUUGAUAGUUAAUUGACGCAAACAAUGUUAUUAACUGAUUAUCGCUGUCCUACUUUUAAAGCAUAUCUGUGUUUCGCCCUUGUCAUUGCCGUGGCCAGCGGCUACUCCAUGUUUGAUGGACAAUCCAUUACUUUGACGACAAAUGCUUGCCCGCCGUGCGACUGCACCACAACUACCACGACCACCACAACCACGACUACUACUACCACCACCACCACCACCACUACUACUACUCCACCAACCACCAUUAAGCCCGGAGAGUACUGCGCCAACCCCUGCGUCACCAGCAGGUGCAGCCCUGCCGGCACCUUCGACAGCUCCAUCCAACUGCCCUACCCCGGCGACUGCUCCCGAUUCUGCAAGUGCGACGUCAAUACCCAAGCUAGAGCUUUCGACUGCAGCCCCGGACUCCACUUCAACGCCGAACUGCAGGUGUGCGACUGGCCCACCGCAUCCAAGUGCUCCGUCCAGAGCACCUACAUGGGAGGUUGCGAAGCCCUCAUGAAUUAAAUUAUGAAUUAUUAACCAUAAAAAUUCUGAACCUCUUGAAGGUACAAGAAUUAUAAUGUCAUGACAACAUAAUUUUAAAUAUUAUUCAAAAUUUUUGUUACGGGUAUAUUUAUUGGCGAAUAAAAUGAAAUUUUAG